Messenger RNA from Salmo salar (Atlantic salmon), 1765 nucleotides. Its product is annotated as C-type lectin domain family 4 member E. NCBI's taxonomy places the organism in Eukaryota, Metazoa, Chordata, Actinopteri, Salmoniformes, Salmonidae. The record is from RefSeq and is a predicted model, not a curated record.
AGGGGUUACACCUUCACACAGAUAAAGACAGACACACAGACGACACAGAGACAGACACAGAGACAGACACAAGGCAGAGGCAAUGGUAUCACUAUAACCUGAGACUUAAUGUGAAGUACAAUUACAGCACAGAGUACAAGAAGCAUCAGGCAUUGCUGAAGAUGUCUGAGGCCAUCUAUGCCAUGCCAGACAUGACCAAGAAGGUCAAGUUUGACAGAAGUGAAGCUGAGGAGAGGAUUGUGGACAUCUACGUCAGUGCAGACACCCUGAGGGACCAUGAGACCAGCACCAAGACAGAAGAUGUAGAACAUACUUCAACUAAUGGACCGGGAGACCAGCACACAGAGCCCGAUAGCACAGGGAAGAGACCCUUCCUAGCUGUUGCGGUGUGUCUGGGGCUGCUGUGUGUUCUCCUACUGGCUGGGAUCAUAGGCCAGUCUGUCCACUGCCGACAACAGACCAGAUACAACCUGUCUAAAGAGAGAGACCAGCUACAGAGGGAGAAAGAUGACCUUAUGGAAAAGUUCUCUAAUCUGAGCCGGAAAAGGUUUGAAUCCUGUUGGUACUUCGUCUCUACUGAGAAAAAAACCUGGAGUGAGAGCAGAAAGGACUGUCUGGAGAGAGGAGCAGACCUGGUGAUCAUAAACAGCAAGAAGGAAAUGAGGUUUCUCUAUGGCCUCAAAAAGAGAGUCUGGAUCGGUCUGACUGACAGAGAGACUGAGGGGUCCUGGAAAUGGGUAGACGGCACACCACUGAAGACAGGGUUCUGGGGGAGCAAACAGCCUAGUAGUGGUGGUGGUCAUUCAACCCAUCAGGAGAAGGACUGUGUUGAACUAGAUGAUGGACAACAUCAGCCUGAGAAGACAUGGAAUGAUUCAAAUUGUGAUAAUAAACUGGAGUGGAUUUGUGAGUUGUGUAACAAAAACCUUCUGUAACAACUACCCCCCCUCUCUCUUCAUCUCUAUGACUCUCUCUCUCUGACUCUCCCUCUCUCAUUCUGUCUCCAUCCCUUCUCAUUUAUGUUUGUUUCAUUCUGAACAUAUGAAUCAAAUUCCCAUUUACUUCCUGGGAUACAUUAGUAGCUUCCUGUCUUCAGUAGUUAAAUGAUGGACACCUCAUCAGACACAGACAAUGAUUGAGACACAACAACACUAAAAGUAAGCAGCUGCAUUAGAACAGGUAGAAGGGAACAGUAUGAGGUUGUUAAGUCAGUACAGUCGACUCCAGAUGAGUGCACGUCAGUUAAGUGCGAGACCUGGGUUCAAAUACAACUUGAAAUCUUUCAAACGCUUUGAGCUUUUGCUUUAGCCUGUCUUCAGUGCCAGGUGGGUACUGGGGCUUUUCUGUUGCAACAGAAGUAUUUUAAAUGAUUUCAUAUAGAGAGGCAUUCUGGCAGUACUCAUUAGACACUGGAACCAGAGGGGCGAAAUCAUGAUUUUUCACUGUCCUCGUUUCUAUAAUGUUGUUGCCUUGAUUUUUUGGGUUUCAUCUCCAGAUUCACAGACACCCAAAUGUAAAUUUGGCCUAUUGAUUAACGAGACACACUAUUUAUCUUAUUAUUUUGUGCUAUAAUUUGCAGUUUAUCUUGGAAAAUAUUAUCAUUAUAAUUAUUUUACAUUGUUGUGUCUCAACGGGCCGUUAGCGAUAAAAUAGGAUCUAUGUGCAAUGGUCAGGUCACUCUGAGGAAGAUGUCAGCUUGAUGUUGAAAUGUCAGUCACCUGUUCGCAUCCUGUACAAUGUAUUAAAGUGAGCAAUAAGAAAUCAA